GAAUUGGAUGAUGGGACAAAAAUAGCAGUGAAAAGAAUGGAGGCAGGUGUGAUUAGCAACAAAGCCUUGGAUGAAUUCCAGUCCGAAAUUGCAGUUCUUUCAAAGGUCCGACACCGUCAUUUGGUAUCACUGUUGGGUUAUUCUGUUGCAGGAAAUGAGAGAAUGCUUGUGUAUGAAUAUAUGCCUCAAGGGGCUCUGAGCAGGCAUCUUUUUCAUUGGAAAACCUUUAAACUAGAACCUCUCUCUUGGAUGAGGAGGCUAAAUAUUGCCUUGGACGUCGCUAGGGGGCUGGAGUAUCUUCAUAAUCUUGCACACCAAAGCUUCAUACACAGAGACCUCAAGUCAUCAAACAUCUUACUUGGUGAUGAUUUUAAAGCAAAAAUAUCAGAUUUUGGAUUGGUGAAACUAGCUCCUGAUGGUGAAAAAUCUGUUGUGACCAGGCUUGCUGGAACGUUUGGUUACUUAGCACCAGAGUAUGCUGUGACAGGAAAAAUUACAACCAAAGUAGAUGUAUUCAGUUUUGGGGUUGUGCUAAUGGAGCUAUUAACUGGAAUGAUGGCGCUGGAUGAUGAUAGGCCUGAAGAAAGCCAGUACUUGGCUGCAUGGUUCUGGCACAUCAAAUCAAAUAAGGAGAAACUGUUGGCAGCCAUUGACCCAACCCUUGAUAUAAAAGACAUGAAAGAAGAAACAUUUGAGAGCAUCGCCACAAUUGCGGAACUAGCUGGGCACUGCACUGCAAGGGAACCCAGCCAAAGACCAGAUAUGGGUCAUGCUGUGAAUGUAUUGUCGACCCCACUGGUUGAAAAAUGGAAACCAUUUAAUGAUGAGGAUGAUGAAUAUUCUGGCAUAGACUACAGCCUCCCGCUUAACCAGAUGGUGAAAGGUUGGCAGGAAGCAGAAGGAAAGGAUUCCAGUUACAUGGACCUAGAAGACAGCAAGAGCAGUAUACCAGCACGGCCAACUGGGUUUGCAGACUCUUUUACUUCGGCUGAUGGUCGGUAAAUGAGGUACUUUGUUGCUUUCCUUCCCAGAGGUUGAUUUCCUACUUUUGGUAGGUGUAGAUAGUAUGUGUUUUCUUUAUGUCUGGGAAUUAAAUGUCAAUAUUUUUUCUGGUGUUGGUGUGUUGUGGUUGAGUUGCAGAUUUCAGUAGAGAUCUCAAGUGUAAGCCAUGAAAUUUAUGCUUUAAGAUGUUCUAGUAGUGAUGUAGAUAUAGAGGAAUUAUGAUGAGAAUUCCUACUUAUUUCUUACUUUGUGCUUUCAAGUCCCAUAUCUGAAUUUCGUCAGAUUUUUUUCUUUA
Molecule: messenger RNA, 1297 nt
Organism: Rosa rugosa (rugosa rose)
Lineage: Eukaryota; Viridiplantae; Streptophyta; Magnoliopsida; Rosales; Rosaceae
Product: receptor-like kinase TMK3
Exons: 2
Coding region: 37-1002 (321 amino acids)
Biological process (GO): protein phosphorylation
Molecular function (GO): ATP binding; protein kinase activity
Source: RefSeq, a predicted model, not a curated record